Molecule: messenger RNA, 792 nt
Organism: Fukomys damarensis (Damara mole-rat)
Lineage: Eukaryota; Metazoa; Chordata; Mammalia; Rodentia; Bathyergidae
Gene: Spata25
Product: spermatogenesis associated 25
Exons: 2
Coding region: 117-725 (202 amino acids)
Biological process (GO): spermatogenesis
Source: RefSeq, a predicted model, not a curated record
UGAGGCAGGCUGAAGGUAUAAAGGGAGGGAUUAUGAGGUGACAUUCUAGAAGGGUGGAGAGGGUAGGAUAGGAGGCAUGUAACUAUUCCCUCAUAAACAGGGGCUUUGAGGCAGACAUGUUUUACUUCCUGUCUCCACAAACUCAUUUGGGUCUUCUGCCUUCUGGCCAAGGUGGGGCUGCUUCUCCGGGUUCCUCCCUUGGCCUCUAUAGUCCUGCAGAGCCAGUGGUGGUGGACUCUGGUGGACCAGGCCCGCUGAGCCAGAAAGCCAAGCAGGUGGUACCUGGUGCCCAGGCAGUCCCUGAAGCCAGACAUUGCCCUGGGGGUGCUAGCUGGGAGACACUGCCAAGGAAGGAGCACAGCCGAUACUGCCACAAACUCUGCUUCAUGAGGUGGCUGGAGACCGUGGGCUGGGAGGAUGGCUGCUCCAGAAGCAGAGCUCCUCAUCUGGGUGGCCCCAGCAGGCCUGGGCUAUCACAAGAGGUUCUGCCAGUGCCCUCUGAGGCAAGGGGGAAGGAGGCCAGCUCCCAGCCUGACAUCUGCAUCCUGACCCUGGCCAUGAUGAUCGCUGGCAUCCCCACCGUGCCUGUCCCGGGCCUGCGGGAAGAAGACUUAAUCCGGGCAGCUCAAGCUUUCAUGUUGGCCCAUCGGGAGCCAGAGAGAGCUGUGGAGGGGCCGCAGUGGGUGCGGGCACAGCCCACACAGCCUCUAGGGAGACUCUCCUAGUGAGAUCUAGGAGGGGCCAGCCGCCUGGCUCCUGCCUGUAGCUGGAUGAAAUAGCACCAGACACACA